Spinacia oleracea (spinach) is the source of this 1152-nucleotide messenger RNA. RefSeq names its product probable serine/threonine-protein kinase At1g09600. The record is from RefSeq and is a predicted model, not a curated record. Bases 116 to 802 code for a protein of 228 amino acids. The transcript is spliced from 4 exons. NCBI's taxonomy places the organism in Eukaryota, Viridiplantae, Streptophyta, Magnoliopsida, Caryophyllales, Amaranthaceae.
UAGAAGACAAGGAGCUGCUGGGAGCAGGGCCAAUAGGGGUGACCCUGAAAGAAGGGGAACAAGAGAAUCCCGAGCCAUCCCUGCACCGGAUGCCAAUGCUGAAUUAGUUGUGUCCAUGCAGAAGAGGCAAGCUCAAUCUAAUUCAAAGAGCCGAAGUGAGAAGUUCAACCCCCACCAGGAAGAGGUUGCUUCCGGCUUUCCGAUUGAACCCCCUAGAAUAUCUCAAGCAAGAGAAGAUUCUGGUAUAAGCCGGCAUGGACACCAUCAUAAGAGAGCAUCACAUUCAGGACCACUUGUUAAUCCAGCAGCAUGGGUGAAGGCUGGCAAGAACAUGGAUGAUGUUUCCAAAGUGUCAAAUGGUGCUGAAAUAUCAACACUUUCUGGUCCAAUGGCAGCAAGGAGGAGCUUCUUAUCUGAGGAUAAGAGAGAAAAGUCUAGUUCUCUGCAAUCUGGUGCUCCGAAACUAGUAUCAAGGUUCCCUGGAUCAUUCAAAGAAGUAUCAUCAGAGUCCAUGAAAAGGCGAGAUCAAAUGCAGGGCCCUGCAAAUUCUCAUCAAAAUGAAGAUGGAAGAAGUAGCAAUAAAGAUCCUGUGCUUCUUGGUUAUGGAUCAAAGGGGAGCAAAAUUCACUACUCAGGACCUCUAAUAGUCCCUUCAAGCAAUAUGGAUCAGAUGUUGAAAGAUCAUGAUCGCCAUAUCCAAGAAGCAGUUAGAAGAGCACGUAUAGACAAGGCGAAAAUCAGAAAGAUGCAGGCUGAAGGAAAUCAAGUAUCUUCUGCUUCAUUGUUUGUUGCUGGCCGUUGAAGCAGAGUGAGUAGUAGGUAAUAUCAAUGUAAAGAUUAGAGCACAAAUUUGGCUAGAAAAUGAUUGCCGCAGAUAGCUGAAACCAGUGAUUUUUUUUUUUUGUUUUGCUUCUGGAGUAGGGAGUCACUUUUCGUUUUGGGAGAAAUCCAUAAUUUUUCUUGUACAGGUUGGUCUUACUCUUACCCAGCUAAUAUAGCCGAUCUGCUGCCAAACUUGUGGCUCAUCCAAUUAACUUACAGCUCACAUGUAAUCAGCUAUUUCUCUGCAACUGCUGUAUCAAAAUAGUAGAGAUUUUCAUGCUUCAGAUAUAUUAGCAUACCCAGCAAUAAUUUAUGUAAUUUUAAGUGUCA